Propithecus coquereli (Coquerel's sifaka) is the source of this 2946-nucleotide messenger RNA. RefSeq names its product chromatin assembly factor 1, subunit A (p150) (gene CHAF1A). Gene Ontology annotation, cellular component: CAF-1 complex; nucleus. The coding region runs from base 1 to 2880 and encodes 959 amino acids. NCBI's taxonomy places the organism in Eukaryota, Metazoa, Chordata, Mammalia, Primates, Indriidae. The record is from RefSeq and is a predicted model, not a curated record. Gene Ontology annotation, biological process: nucleosome assembly. The transcript has 15 exons.
AUGCUGGAAGAGCCGGAGUGCGUGGCGCCGGGCGCCGGGGGAGAGGCCGUAGCCAUGGAUUGCAAAGACAGACCAGCUUUUCCAGUUAAGAAGUUAAUACAAGCCCGGCUGCCGUUCAAGCGCCUGAAUCUCGUCCCAAAGGAGAAAGCCGAUGACAGCCCAGAUGACGCAAGAAGCUGUCAAAGUGCCCCCGUGCAGACUAAAGUCCCUGCUUUAGAGACCUCUUUGGACACCUUGGAAAACGACUGUCAUAUGGGUUCUGAUAUAGACUUCAGACCAAAACUUGUCAAUGGGAAGGGUCCCUUAGACAACUUUCUAGGAAGUAGAGUGGAAACCAGCAUUGGCCAGAGCACAGUCAUCAUUGACCUGACGGAGGACUCAAAUGACCAGCCCGACAGCCCCUCAGACCACAGUAGACUGAAUCCAGAGGCUUCUCCCUCCGGGGAGGCUGUAAAUGGGGUCAUAGAAGAAGCUACAGAUCAGCAGGGACUCUCCAAGGCCAUUCAGAAGGACAAGUUGGCACUUCCUGAAACAACCCUUUCAGACAUUCCUUGCAAAACAGAGGAGGAGGGUGUUGUCCCCAGAGAAGGAGGCGCAGAGAGGAAUGGUGACUCCCAGGAAGGUUCACCUCGAAGCUGCCCGGAGCUGACAGGUGGCCCAAGAACGUGCUCCGAAAAGGAAUGGGACGGCUGGAGCGAAGCCGGGGGCAUCCUGUUCAAAGGGAAGGUGCCCGUGGUGGUCUUGCAGGAUGUCUUGGCCGUGAGACCUCCCGGAGCUAAGACUCCCCCCAUGACACCUCCAGACAAGAGCGUGACCUCAGAAAGUGAGGUGCUGGAGUCUGGCCUUGAAGAAGACUCUGUCCUCAGCCACUCGUCCCUGAGCUCUCCCUCUCCCGGCAGCUCGCCCGAGGGGCCGUCUGCUCCUGGAAAGCGGACCCGCAGCGUCAGCCCCAUGCCUACCUCCAUGCCUGCGCGCAGAAUAACUAAGAGGCGCGUCAAAGGUUCUACAGAGAAGAACAAGAUCAGACUGCAAAGAGACCAGGAGCGCCUGGGCAAGCAGCUCAGGCUCCGGGCAAAGAGGGAGGAAAAGCAGAAGCUGAAAGAGGAGGCCCGGCGGGCCAGGGAGGAGGCCAAGAAGAGGAGGGAGGAGGAGAAGGAGCUGAAGGAGAAGGAGCGGCGGGAGAAGCGGGAGAAGGAUGAGAAGGAGAAGGCAGAGAAGCAGCGGCUCAAGGAGGAGCGGCGCAAGGAGAGGCAGGAGGCGCUGGAGGCCAAGCUCGAGGAAAAGAGGAAAAAGGAAGAGGAGAAACGGUUACGAGAAGAAGAAAAGCGCAUUAAAGCAGAGAAGGCUGAAAUCACAAGGUUCUUCCAGAAACCAAAGACCCCACAGGCCCCCAAGACCCUGGCUGGCUCCUGUGGGAAGUUUGCCCCCUUUGAGAUCAAAGAGCACAUGGUUCUUGCCCCCCGGUGUCGGGCCACCUUCGACCACGACCUGUGCGAGCAGCUGGACCAGCUCCUCCAGCGGCAGAGUGGGGAGUUCUCCUUCCUGAGAGACCUGAAAGGCCGGCGGCCCCUCAGGUCGGGACCCACCAGGGUUUCCAACCGGAACGCAGACAUCGUUAACAGUGACGUCGUAAUCGUGGAGAGCGGGAAGGUCGCCGGCGUUCCCGAGCGCAGGAAGUUCGGCAGGAUGAAGCUGCUGCAGUUCUGUGAGAACCACCGGCCGGCGUACUGGGGCACGUGGAACAAGCACUCGGCGGUGAUCCACCCACGGGACCCCUGGGCCCAAGACAGGAACCUCCUGGACUACGAGGUGGACAGCGAUGAGGAGUGGGAGGAGGAGGAGCCCGGGGAGUCCCUGUCCCACAGCGAAGGGGAUGAUGAUGAUGAAGUGGGUGAGGACGAAGAUGAGGAUGAUGGGUUUUUUGUGCCCCACGGGUACCUGUCUGAGGACGAAGGCGUGAUGGAGGAGUGCACUGACCCGGAGAACCACAAAGUUCGCCAGAAACUGAAGGCCAAGGAGUGGGACGAAUUCUUGGCCAAGGGGAAGCGGUUCCGCGUGCUCCAGCCCGUGAAGAUCGGCUGCGUGUGGGCAUCAGAUGGGGACCGUGCGGGCGCUGACCUGAAGGUGCUGCAGCAGUUCACGGCCUGCGUCCUGGAGCCGGUGCCCGCUGAGGAGGAGCAGACGCCCAAGGCCUCCAAGAGGGAGAAGAGGGACCAGCAGAUCCUGGCCCAGCUGCUGCCGCUGCUGCACGGCAACGUGAACGGGAGCAAGGCCAUCAUCCGCGAGUUCCAGGAGCACUGCCGCCGGGGACUGCUCAGUGGGGAUGCCGGCAGCCCCCCGAGUCCCUCCUCUUCCCGCCCACAGACCCCCACCGUGGACACCGCUGUCCCCUCCAAGGCCAGGCUAAAGCGGAUCAUCUCCGAGAACUCGGUGUAUGAGAAGCGGCCGGACUUCAGGAUGUGCUGGUACGUCCACCCGCAGGUGCUGCAGAGCUUCGACCAGGAGCACCUGCCCGUGCCGUGCCAGUGGACCUACGUCACCAUGGUGCCCUCGGCCCCCAGAGAGGACAAUGGCGGCGUCCCUGCCGCAGGGCCCGGCCAGGGGACGCCCACCUCACUGAAGAGGAAGUCGGCGGGCAGCAUGUGCAUCACCCAGUUCAUGAAGAAGCGGCGGCACGACGGCCAGGUCGGUGCUGAGGAGAUGGACGGCUUCCAGGCGGACACGGAGGAGGAGGAGGAUGAGGAGGGUGACUGUGUGAUCGUGGAUGUCCUGGAUGCUGGGGAGGUCCGGGCCGCGUGCGGAACUUCCAGAGCCGGGGUUGCCGUGGGAAUGGACACCAGCGAGAGCCCCCUGUCCGCGAGCCCGCUCAGCGCCUCCUGAGGGCGCCCGCCAGGCCAGCAGCGAGUGUGUAUAGCGUGGUUGGGGUGUCCUCGGACACGGACCAGA